UCCGGUAUAAAUCGCAAGCUAUCUUGUUACCUAAACAAACUAUUUAUUCCGCUGGUGAAUUAAGUGUUUCGUUUCAUUUUAGACUCAAUAAAGUUGAUUAGACUGUAAUAAAACUUUGAUUAAAUUUGAUCAGAAUGUCGUGCCCAGUGAGUCAACCAGCAGUGGAUUUGAACCCGGCACUGUUCCCGCUGGACUGGCUCUUGGGGACGUGGGAAUCGGACGAACCGGGACAGGUCUCCUUCCCCACCAUCAAACCUUCCCUCUACAAUGAAACGUUGUAUUUCACUCACGUGGGACAACCGGUCAUCAACUUCAUGUUUAACGCUUUCCAAGCUGAGAGUAAAAAGCCACUUCACAGAGAAACUGGUUUCAUCCGGAUUCAGCCAGGCACCAACAAAGUGGCCUUCAUCAUCGCUCAGAACUCAGGACUAGUAGAGAUUGAGGAAGGCGAGCUGGUCGAGCAGAAACUCACUCUGCAGAGCAAAGCUUUGGCCAGGAUGUCGUUCGCCAAGCAGCCAUAUGUCCAUCAGAUCUCCAGAGUCUUACAGCUGAGAUCAGACGGGAGACUUGAGCAGACGGUGUGCAUGGCUCUGGAGAACCAACCCCUGACCCAGCACUUACACAUCACCUACCGCCGAACGUCAUCACCUCUGAAGAGCCAAUAAUAAACAUUACACACA
Messenger RNA from Tachysurus vachellii, 680 nucleotides. RefSeq names its product THAP domain containing 4 (gene thap4). The record is from RefSeq and is a predicted model, not a curated record. The transcript is spliced from 5 exons. Bases 135 to 665 code for a protein of 176 amino acids. Lineage: Eukaryota; Metazoa; Chordata; Actinopteri; Siluriformes; Bagridae.